This is a messenger RNA of Quercus lobata, 1263 nucleotides long. Its product is annotated as Polynucleotidyl transferase, ribonuclease H-like superfamily protein. Lineage: Eukaryota; Viridiplantae; Streptophyta; Magnoliopsida; Fagales; Fagaceae. The transcript has 8 exons. Gene Ontology annotation, biological process: mismatch repair; DNA replication, removal of RNA primer. The record is from RefSeq and is a predicted model, not a curated record. Gene Ontology annotation, molecular function: RNA-DNA hybrid ribonuclease activity; RNA binding. Gene Ontology annotation, cellular component: ribonuclease H2 complex. Bases 166 to 1065 code for a protein of 299 amino acids.
CAUAAAGUUCCUGCCAGUCCAAGCGCCCAAAGCCAAAACAUUUUAGCUGCUUUGCCUUGGUGGCGGGAAAUCGAAAAGGCCCCUUCUUGUUUUGUUUCUGAGAAGAAAGAGAAAGAGUGAGCGAGUGGCGACUGUGACUGAGUCUGAGUCUGAGAGUGAGCAAGAAUGGGAUCGGAGGAGGCCAGUAGUGUGCCGAAAUGGGCAUCAAAGCCUUGCAUUAUGGGCAUUGACGAAGCUGGACGAGGCCCUGUUUUAGGACCCAUGGUGUACGGCUGCUUGUACUGUGCUCUCUCCUAUCAGAAAACUCUUUCCUCCUUGAACUUUGCAGAUUCAAAGACACUAAAAGAAGAGAAGAGGGAGGAAUUAUUUGAAAAUUUAAAGGCUGAUGAAUCAAUUGGAUGGGCUGUUGAUGUGAUAGAUCCAAAGGAGCUCUCAGCUAAAAUGCUAAAGAAGAAUAAGAUAAAUCUUAAUGAAAUAUCACAUGAUUCUGCAAUUGGCCUUGUCGUUAGGGUACUAAAUUUGGGAGUUCUUCUAACUGAGGUUUAUGUAGAUACAGUGGGGGAUCCUGAGAAGUACAGAACAAAACUGUCUGAAAGGUUUCCUUCUAUCAAAUUUGUGGUUGCAAAGAAGGCUGAUAGUCUUUAUCCAGUUGUGAGUGGAGCAAGCAUAGUUGCAAAGGUCACAAGAGAUAGAGCUGUGCGAGACUGGGUGCUUGAUGAAACAGCAGAUAACAUCCAAAGAAACUUUGGUUCUGGAUACCCUGGAGAUCCUGAAACCAAGGCCUGGUUAGAGAAUCACAAACACCCUAUUUUUGGAUUCCCGUCAUUGGUCCGUUUUAGUUGGGGUACCUGCACUCCCUACUUCAAGAAUCUUGUUGAAGUCUUAUGGGAAUCUGAUCAAAUGGAUGAAGAUGGUUCUAGCAGUAGUAAUGGCAAGAGGCAAUUGAAAUUAAGCAAUGUUGGGAUAACUUCAUCCAAGAGGAAGAGUGAAGAAAUUGAAUCAAGUGGUAAAGGACGCUGCAAAUUUUUCCAAGCUCGCAAACUUGAGCAACUCACUCAUUUCUAACUCAACACAUUUUUUACAUUUUCUGGUAACUUAUCUUCUUGGAUUCAAUUUGAUGAUUGUAAGAUUAUGCCUUCACAUGCAAUUUUACUGACAUAUAUACAGAAUAGAUAGGGAAUUCCAGGUGUGCUAGAUGUACACUAAUGAAGCGGGAAUUGGCUUUAGUAAUAUGAUUGAACUAGUAUGGAAUAUUAUUACAAA